AUCGGCAUGUAAAAAUUCACCCGGGAAAAAUUGGUGGCACUUAACAACAACUUCACUGUCUGGAUUCCCUCGAAAGUCUCCAUUUUUAUCUAGAAAAAUGCCCGCCACUUCAGAAAUGCAUACCGAGGAGAUGCACAGAGAGGGUGGAUGUAAAAAAGGGGAAGAAACUCACACGAUGGUGGCUCCGGAGAAGAAGAACUUUGGGAUUUUCUGUGAUGAACGUGGAUAUUUGGAUCAGGUCGAGUACAUCAUGCAGCACGGCCGCAGGAAGGGAGACCGAACCGGGACGGGAGUCAUCUCUGUGUUCGGUGUUCAGGCCAGAUACAGUCUACGAGAUCAGUUUCCCCUGCUGACAACCAAGAGAGUGUUUUGGAAAGGGAUCCUUGAAGAGCUGCUAUGGUUUAUCAAGGGUUCAACAAAUGCCAAGGAACUGUCCGCGAAAGGAGUGAAGAUUUGGGACGCCAACGGGUCCCGGGACUUCCUGGACAAUCUUGGCUUCACGGACAGAGAGGAAGGCGACCUGGGACCUGUCUAUGGUUUCCAGUGGAGGCACUUUGGUGCAGAAUACACAAACAUGCAUGCAGAUUAUACAGGACAAGGUGUUGACCAGCUGCAGAAGAUCAUAGACACGAUCAAAAAGAAUCCAGAGGACAGACGGAUCAUCAUGUGCGCUUGGAAUCCCAAAGACCUGCCCCUCAUGGCUCUGCCUCCCUGCCACGCCUUGUGUCAGUUCUACGUGUGUGACGGCGAGCUGUCCUGCCAGCUGUACCAGCGCUCAGGUGACAUGGGCCUCGGGGUGCCCUUCAACAUUGCCAGCUACGCACUUCUUACCUACAUGAUCGCACACAUCACAGGACUCAAGCCUGGUGACUUUGUUCACACUCUGGGAGACGCUCACAUCUACGUCAACCACAUAGAACCUCUCGAAGUGCAGCUACAGAGGGAGAUCCGCCCCUUCCCCAAACUAAAGAUCCUGAGAAAAGUGGAGAGCAUCGAUGAUUUCCGCGCAGAGGACUUUGAGAUCUGCGACUACAACCCUCAUCCCACCAUUAAAAUGCAGAUGGCUGUGUAAAAAAACAAAAGAAAAGAAAUUUCAACACCAUUUUUAAUGGGGUUGAAGGAUAACUAUAUUGUGUAGCAAAGGAAGUUGCUUCAGAGGUUCAGUUUCACAAAAAAAAAACAUGUGGGCAAGUUAAUUAUGGUGAAGUGACACCACAUUAAGUUCUUACACAAAAAUCUGUUACUACAAGAGUAACACACUAAUCUACUCUGAUGUUGGGUUUUCUGUAGCCCAACUACUGAUGUGUGAAGUUGGCAAAUUUAGGUUUGUGUCAUUUUCCUUGUUUUAAAAAUGAUUAAUAUCUCAUUUGUAAAUAAAGAAUUUAAAUUCGUG
This is a messenger RNA of Scatophagus argus, 1393 nucleotides long. RefSeq names its product thymidylate synthetase (gene tyms). Bases 98 to 1072 code for a protein of 324 amino acids. The transcript is spliced from 7 exons. Lineage: Eukaryota; Metazoa; Chordata; Actinopteri; Scatophagidae. The record is from RefSeq and is a predicted model, not a curated record. Gene Ontology annotation, molecular function: thymidylate synthase activity. Gene Ontology annotation, biological process: dTMP biosynthetic process. Gene Ontology annotation, cellular component: cytosol; mitochondrion.